CUCUCGGUGUUCUUGUUGAAGUUGUCGCAGUGGCCUCUGUGGGUGCGAGUCAGCAGAGGGUGUGAGGUCCGUAGAUUUAAGCAUUUUGCACUGCGAAAGAAGCUUGCUGUCGCCGCCCAAGCUGUUCUGAAGCCCCGCACCUGAAGAUGCAAGUGGGGGAAGCCAAAGCCCUCCACACGACGAAGCGUUCGUCGGGCAUUGAUGUGUCUGAUCCAAGCUUGGCGGAAGUUUGGGCGAGCAUUCGAACGGACGGCGAACCUCAGACGAAUUGGUGUGCCUUCACAUACGCCGAGGGAUCGAACUCAGUGAUAAAUCUGCUCGGAUCAGGGACCGGCGGGGUACCGGAGCUCUGUUCCACUCUUCUUGAUUCGAUGGUAGCCUUUUGUGGAGUCAGGGUGGGCGACGAUAAAGGAUCAGCUCGAUUCCAUCGCAUCCUGUUCGUCGGGGAAGAGGUCGGUGGCAUGAAGAAAGGGCGAGCAGCUCUCGCAAAAAACGCCGUGUUUGCGGUAUUCGAGGGAGCAUCGGGCGGAGAUCACGAUUUCAGCUCCGUCGAAGAUCUGUCAGCGGCAUCGGUCUUCCAAUAAAUAUGUCGCCAGUUGGACUCCAGGCUGCGCGUUUCCGAUCGGACUGCGGUCGUUGUCGAACCGGGAGGACCUCGGAAACCCCAUUGAGAAACUCCGUCUUGCAGGAUAGUGCUUGUGAGCAUCACGAGUUGGGCUUGGUUGCUGACGUAGCGGUUGCAGUGGUCAACUUCAGGUCAUCGGGUGGGAAGCUGGCGAUCCUGCCCACCCUGUGGUCCUGCUAACGGUGUGAAUUUGGAGUCACGUCAUCUCAUCUCAAGUUUUCCAACAUGUGGGUGGAGGUAGAAGUUGACGUUCACGGGCUGCCCGCAGUACACCGGUUCUGCAUCAAAUUCAGGUAUCUCGUCUGUAAGCAUUUCAGAGUAUAUCCACGCGUCACAUGUGUGUCUGCGCUCCUACCUAGUUGGAAGACUGUGUGUUUUGAGGAAGAUGAUAGGCGAGGUCCGUUUCUUGAGGCUCUCCAGUUAGCUAACACGUGAUGUUGACCGUCGUUUUCUCGACGCCGUUAAGGGAAAAACAUCAGAAAUGCAAAGGAGAGCAAGGGUUUAACUACGCCGCCUGAAUGGGGGGUCGCUUAUCCCUUGAGUAUUUCACGUUUGUCGAUCGUCGUAUCUCGCCCCACCGUCGUAUCUCGACCCAUCCGUGCUAUCCGCAAGUCUUUCAGUAACAAUCGAUGCGAGGGGUUGGCUGGAAUGAAUGUUUGAGCUUUUGGUUUAUACACCAUUCCAGCUCGAAAGGACACGCAUGGUCCCUUUGGCUAGAGCGUGUGUUUCCUUCAAGUACACUUUCGUUCAACAUCAGAGCUUCGUGUCCUAAUCGAAGCGGACUACUUGCACACCUAUUGGUUCUCUCUUCAGCUGUUUGUAUCAUGGGCUUGCGUGCCGAUUGCUCGGUGGGUCCUUUCACUGUAGAUCAUGCAGUUUGCAUCUGAUGUUUUGGUACGUAUGUGUUUGAACCGCGGGGAGUACUGCGCCGAGAGUAGCUGCCCUUCAGUCUCGCUGAACGUGUGGCAAUUCCCCAGGGGGACGAUACGACAGCGAAUCGGAUUGACCUGUGGUGUCCGGAGCACACCCUCGCGCUCCCGCCAUGAUGGGGUUGCUACUUAUGGUCGUCUGAGAAGUCACUUAAGUGAAUUGGUGAGCGAUGGUUUCCGUCUUUUCACUAGCGCGGGUGCAAUUGAAUGUUUGCGGUUUCGAUUUGCUUCUUGCGCGCGGAUAAGCAACGCGUGCAAUCUCUUCACAUAUGGUCCGUGGUGGGCUUUCGAUCCACUUCGUAACCCUGCGCUAACGUGCACUUUUCUCGGGGUAGGAGGGGUUGUUCCAGACGUCAAAAGCACCGUAAAAGGCCCUGUCU
This is a messenger RNA of Ectocarpus sp. CCAP 1310/34, 1934 nucleotides long. The record is from the annotation of a GenBank genome assembly. Lineage: Eukaryota; Phaeophyceae; Ectocarpales; Ectocarpaceae.